This is a messenger RNA of Chiloscyllium plagiosum (whitespotted bambooshark), 2013 nucleotides long. Lineage: Eukaryota; Metazoa; Chordata; Chondrichthyes; Orectolobiformes; Hemiscylliidae. The record is from RefSeq and is a predicted model, not a curated record.
GAACGGCCAGCCGCCUGCUUUUGGAUGUGUUUAAACCAGUGGCCACCUUCUUAACCCAGACACGGAAACUCUGUCCUGAUUUUGAAUUUCUCCGUCAGAUUUGUUUCUCCAGACCACGGUGGCAAUCCAAAAGGAACUGAAAUGGACAAACCACUAGAGGGAAGUAAUAAGACAGCCCACAAUAGCGCAGACUGGAUUUAGACAAGUGCUGGGUGUCUGACAUCAAGCUUCUCAAUCUCCAUGAGAUAUUCCAGUCCAACACAGAAGAAAACAAAGACCACUCCUGGAGGGAUGUCGAGAUAUCCAUGCCCUGCAAAUCGAGAACCAGUAGGAUGCCCACUUUAUCAGUGGAGAAAUAGCCUGAUCUGCCAGAAGCCAUCAUCUUAAUAUGAGAGUACAGAGAUCUAUGAAGAUACCUCCUCCUACCAGCUCAGAUACUGACAUCUUAGUGGGAGUGGCAGGCUUGGAAAGUUUAGCAACAUUCACUGAAAAGAAAGUUGGGGAUGUGGCAGUGUUGAAGACAAAACAAAGAUAUGUCUACUAUUUGAUUACAAAAAAGGCAGCCUAUCAAAAGCCAACUUAUGAAAAUCUGCAGAGCAGCCUGGAAGCAAUGAAGGAACAUUGCCUGAAACAUGGAAUCUCGCGGAUCUCAAUGCCCAGGAUUGGAUGUGGACUGGACCAACUGAAGUGGGAGAGAGUUUCUAAAAUAAUUCAAGAGGUCUUUAAGAAUACUGAUAUCAUCAUCACUGUGUACUCUUUGGAAGCGCCUGCUAAGCUUGCCACCUACACUAAACGAUAGUCUACUUUUAAUAGGAAAUAAAGUGAAGCUGGGUGUUUGAAUUAGUGCUUUCACUACUGUGGCUUUCAAAUUGUUUCAUUUGGCAGAAAUAACUAUUUAGGUGAAUUCACUUAUAAAUGAUUUUUGGUGCAUGGGGAAAAAAAUCUUGUAAAGGAUUGUUCUAACCUGCUAGGAAGUACAUCAGACAAAGAUAUCCAAUACUCGCUCUGGGAAAGGCCUACUGAACCCAUUGGACAUUGAGAAACUGCUGGUGGACCUUCUCCUGAAUCAGGACUCCGACAGCAGGAUAUCUGUCCUACUGAGAGCUUCUAGUGGUACAGAUUAGGAGGUAGCAGCAAUUCUGUUCAGCAAUGUCACUGGAUAUGUGAUGGCAACUGCUGGAAUGCCAUCCUUAGACCCAGGAUUGUGUAAGCCCACAAGUAAUAAAUGAUGGGGGACACAGGGCAGGGACUGUGCUGAUCAUUGACAGCAAGGAUAUUUGUGCAACAGGGAGGUUAAUCCAGUUCUCCUCACUUUGUGGGGGGAGGGGUGCUCAUCUGGUUAAGUGCCCUAUUUCCCAAAAUAGUGAGGGCAGUGAAUCCUCAAGGAUGCCUGUUUUUCAUCAGCCAGUUUGACCAAAAUCUCCAAGAAUUAUUUAUUUUCUAUGGAUAGGCAUUCACCCACUUUUAAUGCAGAUUGUUUAUCAAGUAGACAAAUCUUGCUUUGUGAAAAUAUAGUUAGCCAGCUCACUGUCCUUGGUGUCUAAACUUAUGAUUUCUCAUCACUUAAGCAUUUACAUUUUUUUUAAAUAAAUUUCAAGUUCAUUGGAAAGUGAUUUAAUAAAACGUGCAGAGCAAUAUUUAAUGGCGUGCAGUUGUAAACUUAAUUCUGGGUGACUCAAGGAUACAAAAAUGUUCAUCAAACAUUAGUCCAUUUGUUCAGGAGCUAAUUUUUCUACAAGGUAAUAAAGCAAUAAUGCUAACAGUCAAGCAGGUUGUUUAUUCAUUGACAAGAUUAGAGUGGUGUUGGAAAAGCACAGCAGGUCAGCCAGCACCUGAGCAGGAAAAUUGACAUUUUGGGCAGGAGACCUUCAUUGCUCAUUCCUGAUAAUUCUUCCCCCCACCCUUAGGGUGAAUGUACUGUCUUUAUCCAGGGUUGGAGAAUAAAGGUCUAGAGGGCAUCGGUUUAAAGUUAGAGGGGAAAGAAUAAAAGGGUACCUGAGGGGCAACUUUUCU